Messenger RNA from Lycium barbarum (goji berry), 1275 nucleotides. RefSeq lists its product as uncharacterized. Bases 90 to 977 code for a protein of 295 amino acids. The record is from RefSeq and is a predicted model, not a curated record. The transcript is spliced from 3 exons. Lineage: Eukaryota; Viridiplantae; Streptophyta; Magnoliopsida; Solanales; Solanaceae.
CUCUCCUAAUUUCCUCAUCAAAUUAAUUCUUCCCUGCCAAGACAGAUUUCAAUACGUUAAGUUUUCUUGUCCAACAAAACAAAACAAUAAUGGUGAAAUUAGCAACAGCACGUGAGAUCCGAAUGUACGGUCCAAGACUGACCCGAAACAGAUUCGAGUACAUCAACGCGGGUCUAUACAUGUUUGCUACAAUGUUGCUUGUAGGUGGGUUUGCGGCUCAGUUUUCGAGAGAAGCAUUGUCUGGUUUGGUUUUGUUGUUGAUAGCGUUGGGGGUCAUAAUAGUAGUGAAUGUGCAUGAUCUACUGGCUCACCUUGCUGCCAUUGACUAUAGAUUUUCGUUGCUCGGUUUUGACCCCCAGCUUGCCAUUGUUGAAUUUGCUGUGCCAGUGGUUCAGUCUGUAGGAACUAUUCUAUACUUCUUAGGUGUUCUUUUUCUCUUCGCUCAGGCAGAAAAAGGGUAUGGCAAUUUCAAAGUGGAGAAGCAAGCUGUGAAUCUGCUCAUUGCUGGCCCUGCUCUCUGGCUGCUUGGUUCGAUCCACAACUCGUGUCAGAUUUACGAAAGAGCGGACGGACAUGUCCAAAUAUUGCAACAAAGUGUCAACAUUCCCUUCUUGUUGGGAAGUUUAUUGUUUCUGGUAGGAGCACUCCUCAAUUGGACAGCCCAGUCAGGAUAUGUCCACCAUGGCUUGAAAUUGUUAAGUGAAGACUGGAAGUGGUUCGGAGUAUUUGGGAGUUUAUUGCUGUUCAUUGGGGGGUUAAUGAACGUGGUAAAAGUGUUCAAGAUGCAACAAAUGAGUGGGUUGAGGCUAGAAAAGCUACGAGGCGGAGCACAGGACCGACUGAUGCAAGAAAGAGAGGGGCAAAUGCCCCUGAUAAUAGAAGAGCAAAGGAGAAGGAGAAAGUCGCCCGAGGAGGGGACAACAUCAACUACUGUUGCCCCAACUCCUUACAAGGAUGUUCUUGUUGGUCAGCCUUGAGAGUUAAUGAUUCUAUGUGCACUACUCCCAUUUUGCCAUUGGACAGUCAGAUAUGAGGGCAUGCAGAGGAUUUUGCAAUUUUGCUUGAUCUUGCUGUUCAUCUCUAGGUGCUGAUUUUAUGUGCUUAUUGACAAAACUGUUGAGGGGUCGUUUGGCAUAAGAUCAUAUAGUAUACUUGGAUUUGAUGUUGAAUAAUAUGUGGAUGCAUUUGAUUCAGACUAGACUAUGGGUUACAGGGACGUUGUGCGGAUGUUAUAUUUGUUAUGUAAUUGGAUUUAACCUUGUUUUUUCACUGGAA